UUAGCUCUGUGGGCGUCACUUUUUUAUUCAACUAAUCUGUGGUGUUCUGCGGAUAACAAUAUGUCGGACAAUGAAGAUUUGUUAGGCGACGACCUGGGUGACCAGAGUCUUGCUGAUUAUAACCUUGGGAACGAGGAGGAGGAACAGUUGUUGGCGGAUGACUACGACACCGCGCCACAAAAUGUGCCGACUUCUCUGGGCCCUCAUUAUGAAGCAGAAAUUCCACCAGAAUAUCAAACACACAGCAUAGAAUAUAGUCAACCAAUACCUUACCAGCCUGUUGUGGAGACAGAGUGUGUUGUCCCCAACAUAACUGUAGAGGUGCCGAACCCGCAGCCUGAACAUCCACACUGCACAUAUGCUCCGUACGAGCCUGUAUAUGAACCUGAAAGGACCGUGCCACCAGCUAUUCCAGCGGCACCAAUAGAAUCACCACAAAUAGUACCUUCAGAGUUGAACCCGCCUAUUCUAAAUGGAGACCUAGCCGGCCGCGAGAGGUUCAUAUCGGAGCGCCCGCCCGGGGCGCAGCGCCUGCCGCAAAUCAGAGAUAUACCUGAUUCACUUGAUAAAGUAGUAGUGCCCCGGGGACGAGGCCGUGGCGGCUGGGUGCCGCGACACAGGCACCGCGUGCUACACAGGACCAAUUACAAUCCAAGAAUGCAAUUCCAGCCGCCACAAAUGCACAUACGCACCGAUCUACCGCCAAUGCGGCAAGAUAUGCGACCUAAAUGUCCGGACAUGCCGCCGGACAUGUUACCGGUCGGUCCGGAGAUUUCGCCGGAUCGGCCGAUCGUUCCCGAAUUGAUGCAGUUCCGGCCGCAAUUCCAACCGUUCCAGUACAGACCGAAUAUUGACGAAAGGGCGACGUUUUCGGCCAACGUCAGGCCGAAUUACGAGCCGCGACGUAUGUUUCCGUAUCAGAGACCGUAUGCACCGUAUCCGCUGCCUAGGGAGAUGGGACCUAAUCCAGGCAUGCCACAGGUGACAAUACGGCAAGCUUUGCCGAUCGGCGUGCCGGACAAACCGAAGGAGCCGGAAGUCCGGAUGCUGCCGGUGCAGUUGCCGCCGAACUUGCCGCCCGGCGGGCUGGCCGGCAAGAAGGUCCUCAUCAAUCCGCAUUUCAAAGGAAACUUCCAACCGCCAGUCGAAGGGCUGCCAGCCUACAUACCGACAAGAAUAUCGAAAUCGCCACCCAUCAGUCCCACGCUAGAGAGCAAAUUCGGUCCGAUAAAGGAUAUAGACGAUGCAGCGGAGAGAUUCAUAGCUGAACAGAGAAACGCUUUGGCGAGAGCCGCCAGCAGGAAGUUUACGCGACGAUCGCCACUCAGGUUCAUAGAGAACACGACGAUAGAGAUAGAGAAUGAGUUGGCCAGCCGCAGCGUGAGGCGUCGCAGUGAGGACGACGACCUCCUUCGGAGGCAGGAGGAGUUCAUUAACGCGAACCGCGCUGGCCUGAGGAGGAGGAUGCGGUCCCCGUCGCCGGCGCGGCGCUCGCCGUCGCCGCGCGCCAGCCCCGAGCGCCGCGCACGCGCCGACGCGCCGCGACACUACGACGAGGAAAGUGACUACAAACGUCGUCUGCGAGAACAAGAGAGCCUGAGGGAGCGAGUGUUGCGAGCCAAAGAGGUCCGCAGGAGGAAGAAUGCCGUCGCACUCCACAAUAAGAUACAGGAGAGGGAAAGGGAGCCCCUUGAAAAAGAAAAAGAACUCGGAAAACCGGAAAAACCGGAGGAACCCAAACCAGAGCCGGUUGUAGACAAACCGUCAAGCACAGAGCCGGAACCGAAGCCGGACACCACGCGGAAGUCGCCCGAGAAACCGGACAAACCGGAGAAAUUCGAUAAGCCGGUCAAACCGGAGAAAAUCAGAGAGCGGUCGCCGAUCAGGAAGGAGGAGAGCGCCGAAGUGAAUUCUACAUGUGGUGCCGUUUCAGAGUCGCUGACGCCGCCGCGCGAGGUGGCUCUCACGCCGCCGUUGCCCGACGACGACGACGACCUCGACCUCAUCCUGGGCGAUAUUGACGGUAUUCUAAGCGAUGACGAUGACUCCGGACGGUUCAAACAGAAGCCGAUCAAACCAGAACUGACCAAAACCACAACCAAACCGUCGGUAGAUCUGAGGAGCAAAUUGCCUCCGAAAUCGUCCAGCACCAGUGAUGCGAAAAAAUCGCAACGACAAAAAAUCGUGUUCAACGACAAUGAAGAUAGGAAGAAAAAAGAGAAAUCUCCUCCAAGAAAGGCCAUAGUGAGCUCAACAAAGAAUGACGAUGGUGACAUAGCUGAUAAAAAACAGAUGCCGCAAAAAUCUGACACGUCAGCACCAAAGAACAGACAGAGAAUUGUAUUUGACAAGGAGGAGAAACAAAAAGAGGAUACGGAACACAAAUUCGCUAACCGCCGCGUAAUACUCCAACGACGCGUCACGCAGAAGGAGAAAAUACGAGCGGAAACCGACCCUACUCAGCCGACAUUAGGCAUAUUCAGCAGGGCCGUCCGCACCGCAGUGCGUGGGACCGACGAGCCCCGGGUAGAACUCGCCGAGGACGACGACGAGCCCCCGGCGAAGGGUGCGCGACUGCCCACCUCGGCAAUCGCCGCCGUGAUGAAUCUGCCACCCGGUAUAACCGAUACAAGGCUCAAGACACUUGCCGGCAACGAUGUGCAGAGUUUGAUACUGGAUAAGGAAGAGCGCAGUGCUAGAAUCACGUUCAAAACACCGGCGGCCGCCGAAAACUUCAAGAGAAAGUUCAAUAACAAAAUGGUUGCCGCGAGCCGAUUGACUGUCACGCUCCGUUAAUGUAGUGGACAGGGGCUCCCAAACUUGGUGGUCACCGCCCCCUGGCGGGAAUGUGCAAGGACUGUGUUACUGCCGUAAACAUUUUGGGGUUUCGUUUUAGCUUGACACUUUCGCAGAGCCGCCCAAAGAGGGGGCGUUUGGUAUACAAAAAAUAAAUAGUAAUGAUUUUUUUUUUAUAUUAUUUAUUUUGGCAGUAACACCUAUGAUUUGGGAGCCUCUGGUUUGUUUUUGGAUCAAAGUUUAAUGUGCUUGCUAGCACUGGUGUAAAACUUGUGUAGUGUAAGAAAUUUUAAUUACAUCUAGGUGUAUGUACCGAGUUUUAAAGGGGUGAUAAUAUUUUUUACAAAAUAAAAAUAUUGUUUUAAGUGUAAUUUUAGAUUACAGCAAAUUGUUACACGGAAAACGUUUUAUUUUCACCUCUAAAGUAAAAUAAUUAUUACAAUAUAUGUCACACGGAUACAUGAAUUUUGUAUGUGUUCUGUAGAUUUGUGAAACAAAAGGAUAAUUGUUAUUUUUGUUCUAAAUGUUCAUGUUAUGUACAUUGACGCAUUGUUGAUCGGUACUUUUAACAUCGAAAAGCCAUAGGUAAUCAUUUCGUUUGUCAUUUAAUUGAAAAUAAUGGUAACAUACAUCGUUACUUAAGAACUUCCUUCCAUAAAAAAGAUGCUAAAAAAAAAACUUUAUUAUCGCCGCUCAGAACGUCUUUGAAUGGUCAAAUCUUAGGAUUCUGGGUACACUAAAAUAUACAUUAUGUGGGGAACAAGUUAAAAAUAAUCCAUAAUAUGUUUUGGAGUAAUUGCGUUGUAUACAACAGUAUAUCCUUAGAGAUAUCUUUACUACCGUUGCUUGGUAAUAAAUACAUCACGAGUUAGGUUUUUUGACCCAAAAUGUCAGUUAUGAAGAAUUUUAUUCAAUUCGCUGGCCUACGAUCAACAGUGGGUUAAUUACGUUUGAUGUUGUUUCAAGGACUUUGCAGGGAAGUUGUUAUUUUCUAAGGAUUAUAAAACAAUAACAAUUUAAAUUAGUUUACUAAUUGAAUAAAGUUUUAGCACCAUUGUGACGCUUUUGGAUUGUCUUCACUGGAUAUUUAUAACUAUUUCUGUCUAUUAUCCUAGUGUUUCAAUACAAUAUGAGUUUUAGAACGUUAACGUAAGGUUCACAUUGUAUAAUGCGCAAAAAAACUAGACUAAGCUGCACAGGGUGAAUAUUAUGAGCAAACUUUCUAAAAAGAGACACUCUGUAUAGUCCUUAAUAAAUAAUUACUAAAGAUAAUAAUCAUCUUAUUACAACGUGUUUUUUAAAUAUUAACUUAUUUAUCUCAUCUGCAGUAUAAGUCCACUGUAAAAUAUUUCAAAUAGAUACUUUCUAAUUAGCCUGAAUGUAUGCUAAGUUUAUUUAAAAUUUGACUGUACUGAGGUAAAAUUUUGACAUUACUCCCGUAUUCUUAAAACAAACAUAUUAAUGUAUGUAAUACGUGACUUUAAUGUUUUUCAUGUAAGCAAAACUGGACACAGUAAAUAGGGUAGCUCAGAAUUCGUUAAUAACCAGAUUAAUGAGAAUUUAUUAUUUUUUUAGAUAUUGCCCUUAUCGUUCAGAAUUUGUUAAUGAUAUUGUUCUAAGCAUUACCUUGGAUAACUAUUUCAACUUAAAAAAAAACUUCAGUCAAUAUUAAUAGAUGUCAAAAAUGAUUGCAAAUUUUAUUUAUUUUUGCAUCAUUUGUCUUGAUAUUUGUUAAUCUCUAUGGAUUUGUAAACGUCAGAGGUAUAUCUCGGAAAAAUAGCGUUCCGCUCUCUAUGAAUUACAUAUCGCCUUGGUGCAACGAGGUUGUAUCUGGCAAUGGAUUAAAGAGUCAAUUAGAACCGUGUUGCUCUAAGGCGAUAUGCUUUUGUUUUUCCAAAUAUAUGGGUUUUUUAAUGCAUUGAGAUUUAAGAAGACCAAUGCAAACAUAUUGUAUUAAUGUUAAGUAGUUGGUUGGUAGUUCACCAAUAUUUGUCGCUUAGUUGUUUCAAAGAUACAUAUGUGGUAGAUCAUACAAUUACGGCAAAGUGGCUCUCUGUCUGAGAAAUUUAAUACAAUAGAUAACAGAUGACGCGUAGUAUGCGUAGUUGGCCUCAAAUAACCCCCAUUAUUACGUCAGCAAAGCUAAAGAAACAAGUAUGUUAAAAAAAUAACGUUUUAAAUCAUAUUAUAUAAUGACUAUGUUGAAUAAAUAAGUCAUGUCAUCUCUUAAAUAAGGAAUCAACAAGUAAUGAUAAAAAUUAACAAUAUGUGCUGAAGAAACACAAGUGACUGAGAUUGUGUUGACUUGACAUGGGAUUUAGUUUAUUUAAUCGAUUGAAUUUUAAAAUGGGAACGCCAUGAUUUUCUUUUAUUUACUUUGUAAUUGAAUGUUAGAUUCUUUUUACUACUUGAAUAUUUUUCUAACAGUAGCCACUUUGCUAUAAUUUUUUAUUUUUAAGUAACAAUGGACGAAAAGGUACAAAAUAUGUGUCUGAGAUGAAAGUUUUCUUAUUUGUUCUAUCACAAAGAUGAGAAAAAAAAAUUAUAUUCUAUUUGUACUUUACAGUAUUUUUUGUUACGUCACUGUAUCUAAAGUGUUACUAUUAAAGAAAUAUGAGUGUAGUGUAGUCAUGACAAUAUACCACAAUUUAGAAAUUGACAGGCAUUUUGUUAAUAAGCCAUAUCUUUUCAUAUUUAAUACGAUUGUCUACUAUGUGGUUUGACUAUGUUUACAUAAAAUAAUUUACUUAUUCCGUAGAAGGACUUUGGGCAGGUUAAUGAGAAAUAGUUUUAUUAAUCUCGCGAUGGUAUAAUAGUUAAAAUUAUUAAUUUUAGUAAAAGUUUUAAAUAUUAUAAUGGGACUAGCAAAAUAAAAGGCCGGUGUAUGAAACUUUUACUACCAUAGAUCGGUUUGAUUACACUGCACUUCUAUCCAGAACAAACAUUAAUAUAAAAUGGUUAACGUCGAUUUAAAUUUAGUACGUAAAAGUGAAAUAGUUUUACCUUUUUACCGAAAAAAAAAUGAAAUGUAAUAUACGAAAAAAUUAUGAUUGUAUUUAUGGUAUCGAUAAAAAAUAAUGUCGACACCGAUUCAUGCGAAACCUUAUAAUUUGAAAUGUCAUUUCAGUAUGAAUAUGUGUUAAAAAAAAAUACUGAAAAAUUCCAUUUUACAAGUCAUUCAUGAAAUUAGACGAAUUGUUGAAGUUCAUGAAUGUCGUCUACAUAUUAUUUAGCAAAAAAACCGAUGCAUAAUAAAGGUGUAUAGAUACAAAAGUUUAGGAACUUUAUACUAUUAGUGUUAAUUUUAAAACUCACUAAAGCACACCUCUAUUUUAUUGGUUGUUCUAAAAUGGUAAAAAUUCAAAAGUUUACUUUUUCUGACUGAGCUUAUUUUUUUUUUUACUAAAUUACUUAACUGGUUGUCUAAAAUGACUCCAUUUGUGUCCCAGAUUAUGCUAUUGUUCAAAAGCACGUAUUUAAUUUUUACGUUAGUUAGAAAUAAUUUUGUUCCCGUAAAUAUGAUGGUGUUUAAUUUGGUAGAAUUAAAUGGUCAUUAACGGAUAUUUUUAAACUAUUAAUACUUUAAAAAAAUAUAUUGUCUUUUCGUUUACCCAAGAGCGUAUUUACUAGGGAUAAAUUUAAUGUCAAACUCAAGUUAGCAUUGUUAUUUCGUUUCCACAUAAAAAUAAUAGCCAGAGCUAUAAAUCUAGAAUUUAUGUUAAUGUGGUUUAGGCUCUUAGCUAAGUCAAUGUAAAUUGUCUCUAAAUAUCGAUAUAGCAGUUCGGAAAUACAUUAUUAUCAAUAUAAUGUAAAAAAAAGUUUUUCAAUUUAUUGACCCUAUUAAAAAUAUGUUUGCAGUGGUACAAAAAGAAAAUAAUGUAUAUUUUUAUUUCCUAUGGAUUCGCAAAUUCAAUAUUUUUGACUUAGCCUAUUUUGGAACGGUUGUAUCGAUAUUUAUGAAAGAAAAUUUGUUUUCGUUACAUCUACAAAAUAUUAUGUUCGUGUUAGUUGUAAAUUUACGAUACGUAUAAUAGUGAAGUAGUGUGAAAAGUUUGGAUUCUAUUUCUAAAACUUGCUGAAAAAUAUUAAGCUUGUGUUCGCUACUCCAUUAUAAAAAUGGUUUAUGUCGAAAACUAUAUACGGUUGGAAAGCCCCAAAUAUACUAUUUUCUAAUGAAGCUUCAUAAGCGAAACGUUAAUUAACCGACUUUUAAAAAAAGGAGAAGGUUUUCAAACAUAUUAUGUAUUUUAUUUUAUGUAUAUACUUCUUUAAAGAUAUCGUUAAUUUUUUGUAAUAAUAUAGAGAAAGGCUGGAAUAAGCCAGUUUGGAAAUUAGAAUAUUACUCUAAAAUUCGUAUGUUUUGGUAAAUGCAUAAACUAGACUAAACCGAUUCUGACAGAAUUUGAACGCAGACGAAACUGCGAAUCAAGAAUCGGAACAUCAAAAACAAUCAAACUAACCAUUUACAUAUAAUAUGUACUAAAGUAUUGGACGCGUACAGCUAGUUUUAUGAAAUAAAAUCCAAAUUUAGUACAUUUCUAAAUAAAUAGCAUUUACCACUCUGUUUUAAAGCGUUUCAACUAAUUAAAAGGCUGAAUAAUGAAUUACCUACAAUAGAAGUCAAAUAAAUACGUGUACCAAAUUUACCGGCACUAAAGUCUGAUUAACACGAUACUGUAUACGUUUCUGAACGAAGCCUUGUUAUUGGUACAUUUCCAGUACUCGAAACAGCCAAUCAAAUAUCUUUUUUCAAUUCCCAAAACUCUUACUUUACCUCUUUGUUGAUUGAAAUUAAAAAAUAAUUCUCUAUUGUAGGUAAUACGAUUUUUUUCUCAAAAAAUAUGUAACUAUUUGUAUGGGCUUGAUUGUCUUAGAUACAUAUAUAUGCUUAUACAAAUAAAUAUGUCUAUAGAUAUGAAUUGGUUUCCUUGCCGUGUACCUUUACGAGAUCUCAAAAUAAAUGCAGCGGUCGGGAGUUUUUAAAACUGUGUUUCAAUAAUAGAUGUAUAAAGCACCCUUUUGUAUUAGUUUUAAGGUCUGUUUUCAGAUUAAUAUUUGUGGCGAUAAAAAACAAAUUGUGUUGUACAUUGUAAAUAUUUGGUUUUAUUGUGUAUUAUGUAUUGUUUUUGAAUGUUUGUUGUGACCGCCUUGCUUCUAAAUGCAUACGUCUGUAAUAGUCAUGCAGUUUUGAAGGACUAAGUCAUACGAACUGAGACAAAACUUUGUAUAACUAUGACUGACGUAUGGAGCGUUUAUAAGUAAGGGUUUGCGUAAGUUUUAUGUGACAUGGUUUGGUUUUUAUCGGCGUAAGUUUUUCUUUAAUAGUGUAACAAGUACAUUUUUAGCCAUCGUUGUUUCCUGUUUACUACUGAGACGAGUAACGAUCGUAAGUUUUUUAAUCUCUAUGGGCUUUUAUGUAGUGUUAUUAUAGUUGUGAUGUAGUCCGUCAUAGAUUUGACUUUUCGUUCUAAGUUAAAAGUUAAUUAAAAUAAACCCAUAGGCGUAUUAAAUUUACCAUCUUAAAAUAUAUUCUGAAACGAUUUGGAAAUAUUCUUGGUUUAAACAAAAUAUUUAUUUACAAUUCGCGUUUUACGCGACGGAAAGACUGAAAAUAUAAAAUAAAAAUACUUGAAAUCUU
This is a messenger RNA of Manduca sexta (tobacco hornworm), 8434 nucleotides long. RefSeq names its product titin. Gene Ontology annotation, molecular function: nucleic acid binding. Bases 61 to 2796 code for a protein of 911 amino acids. The transcript is spliced from 20 exons. NCBI's taxonomy places the organism in Eukaryota, Metazoa, Arthropoda, Insecta, Lepidoptera, Sphingidae. The record is from RefSeq and is a predicted model, not a curated record.